Klebsormidium nitens is the source of this 1470-nucleotide messenger RNA. The record is from the annotation of a GenBank genome assembly. Lineage: Eukaryota; Viridiplantae; Streptophyta; Klebsormidiophyceae; Klebsormidiales; Klebsormidiaceae.
AUGGACGCUCUCAGAUUACUCACCCAGGUCUGCUUUAUCUGUAUGCUCAUGUUUUGGGGGCUCUACUUCUUUGGUUUCCAGGAUCCGCUCAACCAGAUCAUGUUGCUCAGGCUGAGCGAACUCGAGCAAUCUGUCGCCGAAACCCGUGCCUCACAAUCCGCAAGCGCGGUUCAUGUUCUCCUUGCUCUUUCGGGAGAGGGUGCUGACGUCAAGCCUGCUAGGCGCUGGGGGUAUGAUGACGUCAGCGCCGAGCUUGUAGAAGCGCUCCCGCGGGAAUAUAAGUUUGUUUCCCUUCCUCUCGACGAUUUAAAUGAGGAGUUUCUCGCCGGCCGUGCCACGCUGUUCAUCCUGACGUUCCGGCAAGGCGCCACGAAUACCUUGAACGGAAUGGGCGGAACGGAGUGCCAGCCCAAUAUGCGCGUCCUCGAGUGGCUGGACGAAGAGUGGUGCAACCAGCUCUUCAACCUGCUGCAUAAGGCGACGUUCGACCCGGCGGAAUGUGGGGGGCUGACGGGAUGGGACAACCCCUUCUGGGAAACUCUCGACUGCCUACCGUGGAUCUUCUCCUAUUCGUACGAGCAAAACUGCCGCGAGCUGCCGGACCCAAUCCGGGCCCGACUGGAGCGCGCGUUUGCGCGCGCACGGCUCGUCAGCGGCCACUUCUCGUACGGCAUCCACUCGGUCGGCCACCGCGGCGCCUUUGCUUACGUCACCACGCUGCAGGACCCGGUGUCACGUGUCGUCAGCUGGUGGAACUGGAGCAUACAAAUGGGGAAGGUGCGCGCGCGCGCGCCCGCGGCCGCGGCGUUCGACGACUUCGUGUGGGACGACGGGUUUCCCAUCGGCGGUUUCCAAAAGAGCAAUCAUAUGACGCGCGUUUUAUGCAACCAAGGCACCGGGCUCAUAGGAGGCGUCCAGUUGUUCGGCGAGAGUGUGAAGGAGGACACACCGCUUGCGCGGCUUGCCGAAGUGACUCUGGAGCAUUACGAGUGUGCUUUGAAGAAUCUGCAAAGCUUCGCACUUGUGUUCGAUGGGGAAAGGAACGCCGAAGUUGAGGCCUUGACUCCUCUCAUCUCUCGUCUGUUCAACGCGGAAAUCGCUGUGGGUCCUGUCAAAGGCACCGACUUAAACCCUACCUGGCUUGACGAAAGCGCAGGAAUGGUAGUGCGCACUCGAUUAUCAGAGGCUACCGCAGCGAAGCUGAUUGAUCUGAACAAGUGGGAUGCUUUGCUGUACGACCAGGCACGCAGGUUACACGAGAUUUCCGUGGCAAGGGAGGUAUUUGUUUCUGCCAGUGGCAGGAGACGGGGCGCCUUCGCAGCCACCUUCUGGCUUCCCAAGGGUAAGGUAUAUGAGGAGACGCGGAGCAUAAUUCCAUGGCCACUGCAAUUGCGCACGCAGCAAAUGGCGCCACAUAUGGGGCGCCCAAUCAUGCUGGCAGCAUUACUGGGUCGACCGCCGAACACUUAG